This is a messenger RNA of Staurois parvus, 284 nucleotides long. NCBI's taxonomy places the organism in Eukaryota, Metazoa, Chordata, Amphibia, Anura, Ranidae. The record is from the annotation of a GenBank genome assembly.
ACAUUUGCUAUACAAGACAUUGUAACUGAAUGUUGUAAAAAAAUACCUAUGCUUUGAAAUCUGCAGCUCUCCAAUGAUUGAGAAGAGUGGGUAUGUCUAUAAUGUACUACCAUUUGCAGGGGCGGCCUGACCAUUCGGGCACUCAGGCACUGCCCGAGGGCCCGGGGGUCAGUAGGGGGCCCCAUGAGAUGCCCCUGAUACCUUUCAUAGGCUUUUUUGGGUGUGAUUUGAGUGUUGGCGAGGACACAGGAGCCCCAUGAUUUCCUAUUGCCCGGGGGCCCCAU